Molecule: messenger RNA, 456 nt
Organism: Mytilus trossulus (common blue mussel)
Lineage: Eukaryota; Metazoa; Mollusca; Bivalvia; Mytilida; Mytilidae
Product: macrophage mannose receptor 1-like
Exons: 4
Coding region: 1-456 (151 amino acids)
Source: RefSeq, a predicted model, not a curated record
AUGGAGUGGAGAUGGCAUCCUAACAUGCGUUGUCCAGAAACAGUUGUUAACUUUAAUGGAUCAACGUACAAGUUAAACUGUGGUGAAUUUGAAUUCAACCAAGCUGAGGCUUUUUGCAAAAACCAAGGUGGAAAUCUCGUAACUAUAGAAACUGAAGAGGAAAACAAUUUCUUAAAGAAUAUACUUACGCUUAUGAGAAAUGCUGGAGGCGCUUCGGAGAAUCUCUGGUGGUGGAUAGGUUUAACAGACAUUAAGACAGACGGUUCAUUUGAAUGGAUCUCUGGUCAAUCUGUGACAUACACGGACUGGUAUCAAGGACCACCGCCUGAACCUAAUGGUGUGGCUUGGAACAAUGCAAAAGCGGACUGUGUUGUGAUGAGGCACACUUAUGGAUUUACAUGGUCAGAUGAAUAUUGUAGAUAUUAUGAUGUCCAAGCAAUUUGUGAACUAUGGUAA